AAAACUUCAGGUUCACAAGAAGAAAAAAUACUUCGCCAGUUUGGAUUUCAAAGGGUGGACGAGGCCAAUGUUCUCAACAUCGCCCGUCUCUUAGUCCCCGAUGUCGCCAUGUUCACAAUCUCUUUAAUAACAUUUAUAGUGUGUUGGAAACUCAACCCUCCCCCCAGACCUUCAGACCCCCAGCAACCAGUACGCAGAAGUUCACUUCUCAGUCACAAAAAGGUGUCCUACCAACAGUACAUACAGGAUCUUGGCGAUGUCAUAGCAAUUUUAUUUCUGGGCGUGGCCGGGAUAGCCCAUCCGUCUGUUAUCUCUGCGGUGUAUUUUCUGUCAUUUUUGUUUAUUGCCACCUGGUGGGCCUGUUAUCGCGGGCUGGGGCAGUCGUACAGGCGGUUCCGGUUGGUCCUGCUUGUGUUCAGCGGGGUCCACUUACUGCUGUUGUAUCUGUACCAGUUCCAGUUCUUCCAGGAGAUUCUGGAUCAUGAGGACUUUUAUGCAAGACUGUUUGGGCUUACGGGGAUCAUAGAGACUAGCUGUAGUAAAGCCUGGGAGGUGGAGUUCUACGUCAACCCAUGGCCAGUCUAUGUGAGCCCCGCGGUCAUCCUGGCAUUUUACUGGAUCCUGGCAAUUGAAGUACGACUCUGGAUGUCACAUAUCUCAGACGUUGAGCAGCACCCCCCUGGCAGUGAUUCAGCAUCCCCUAGCAUGCUGCGUGCUCACAUGAAGCGACCAAAGUCUCGUAGCCGCGCUGUGUCAGAGAAGCAGGUAGAGAAGGAUCCAGCAGAAGAGACGACUCCCAAGAUGCCUGAUUUAACAGGAGGUAGCAUACAGCGUUUGGUGGAAAACGAGGAUCGGCCCAUCAGUUACAACUCUCUGGAGCCUGUCCCCCCUGACUCCCCCAGUCACCAGGACAGUCCUCCUCUGGCCAAUCAGGCCACAACUGACCAUACCAAACCACAGAGGUCUAUAUGGGGGACUAUUUUCUUCUACCUGAUGAGGCAGAGCUAUAUUGUAACCCUAGUUGUCAUGAUGCUUUGGAGCAUAACCUACCACAGUUGGUUGACCUUUGUGUUCCUAUUGGCUGCUUGUAUUAUCUGGAUGACGCCCCACUCUCGCACUGUCUGCCUCCAUGCCUCCCCUGUCAUAAUCCUGUACGCCCAUUGCUUGCUGAUCAUUGGCUACGUGUUUGGUCUCAGUAUUGAGAAGGAGCUGCCAGGGACAGAGACCUAUGAGGAGAUUGGGUUAAACCGCUAUCCAUACCCUUGUCUGCCUCUUGGCGUAAAGGUUAUCUAUACGUUCUUCUUCUGGCUGACGCUGCGUCAGUGGCGUAAGGAGACCACUCUGAACAAACAGCUAGAGCUGGAGAAGGGGCUGGAGUUGGAGGCCCGCCAAGAUCAAGGCAGACAGGAUGUUGGUCAUACUGACGGCAAAGACAGUGACACCAUGACCAAAAUAGGAAAAGCUGUGAUGAGUUUCCUAUCCAAGUAUUGGAUAUUGGUUUGUUCUGCUAUGAUGUUAGCUAUGGGUAUAAUAGACAAACCCGUGCUGUACAGAUGUGUCUAUAUGCUGCUCUUCUUGCUCUAUAUCAUCAUAUUCCAGCUGUCGUACAAAGUCUGGAGGUUCGUCCUGUAUGUGUUCUGGUGGGUGGUUAUCAUCUACUCAAUGCUAGUCCUCAUCCUGAUCUACACCUACCAGUUCAACGCCUUCCCCAGCUACUGGAGGAAUGGCACAGGACUGUCUGAUGACAUACUGGCAGACAUAGGACUUGAGCAGUACGAUGUGGCAGGGUUAGUGCUCAAGAUGCUCACCCCCACUGUAUUCCUGAUCAUGGUGAUACUACAAGUACACUACUUCCACAAACCCUUCAUGCUGAUGAGUGAUGUCAAGAGAUACUUGUUGCCGGGGCAGGAGUUUGAGUUACAGCUGUGGAAGCCAGCGCCCCCUGGUGAGGCCACAGAUGGGGAGCAGACGGAGGGCGAGGGGGAAGAUGAGGGUGCUGAAAAGAAGAAAAAGAAAAGAGGACUCCUGAGUUCCAUGAAGCACUAUUCGGACACUUUGUGGGAAAAAGGAAGUGAGUGGUACAUAGUGCUGUACAGAAUCCAAGUGAACAGGCCUUUGAGUAUGAAAGGAACUGGGACUAUUGUUGCAUGGCCUGUUGUCAGAGCUGAUGACAAGGAAGAGAGUUUUCUUAUGGUUUUAGACAUUGAAGUGUGUGGCGAGAUGACAGAAAUAGGGACAUUAUUUUAG
Messenger RNA from Lingula anatina, 2247 nucleotides. Its product is annotated as piezo-type mechanosensitive ion channel component 1. Gene Ontology annotation, molecular function: mechanosensitive monoatomic ion channel activity. Lineage: Eukaryota; Metazoa; Brachiopoda; Lingulata; Lingulida; Lingulidae. Gene Ontology annotation, cellular component: membrane. The record is from RefSeq and is a predicted model, not a curated record.